AUGAUAAUAGAGUUUUCCUCUAACAUUUCAAUGACUUUUGCAUUUCUUUUCUUUCAAUGUAGACAAAUGUUUCCAGCUCUCUAGCUCUCCAAAAUAUUAUUUUACCCAACUAAAUACCCCCGAGUCAAUCUAAGAAUACCUGAAUCCCAGAGGAGCAAUUGCAGCUAUCUUCUUUUCAUUACAAGAUGACAUCCGCAGCCCAUGUUGGGUCUAAUCUCAAUGCUAUGGAGAAACUCAUGUCCAAUGGACUCAAUCAUCUUCAUGUUCAGGAUAAGCAUGUCUUUCCUCUGGGUGAUCGUCCCGACAUGUCCCAAGUCUGUCAUUCUUAUACAUUUCCAGUCAUAGACCUCAUAGAUUUGGAUGGGCUUCAUAGAAUAAAGGUAGUCAAUGACAUUAGGCGAGCUUGCGAGGAGGAUGGAUUCUUCCAGAUCAUUAACCAUGGAGUGCCAGAAACUGUGAUGAAAAGCAUGAUGGAAAUUGCCAAAGAGUUUUUUGAAAUGCCUGUAGAAGACAGGGUUUGUCUCUAUUCAGAAGACCCACAGCAGGCUGUCAGGGUUUCUACAAGCUUUAAUGGCACCGAAGAUGAAUUCUUUGAGUGGAAGGAUUAUCUAAGACACCCCUGUCAUCCGCUGGAGGAAAUUAUCAAUUCAUGGCCUCAAAAGCCUGCACUUUACAGAGAGGUUGCAGAGAAGUAUUGCAAGGAGAUAAGAGUAUUGGUUCUAAGGCUUCUGGCUGCAAUUUCUGAAGCUCUUGGACAAGAUUCUGAUUAUUUGAAUGCAAUCUUUGGAAAGCAUAGCCAGACACUGCACGUAAAUUACUAUCCUGCAUGCCCAAAUCCAGAUCUUACUUUUGGCGUAGCCCCUCAUUCAGAUGCACAAGGCAUUACUGUUCUGAUGCAAGGAGAUGUGAGUGGCCUGCAAGUCCUGAAAGAUGGGAAAUGGGUUGCAGUAGAACCAAUAUCCAAUGCCUUUGUGGUGAAUGUAGCUGAUCAAAUUCAGGUUGUAAGCAAUGGCAGAUUCAAAAGCGCCAAGCAUAGGGCCAUAACCAAUACAACCACUGCACGUAUAUCUAUUCCCACCUUCUAUGGGCCUUCGUUGCAUACCUUCAUUGCUCCUGCAGCAUCCAUGGUGGAUAAGGAGCAUCCAGCUCUAUACAGAGGAAAUAAAUUUGAAGAAUACAUGAGAGCAUCCUGGAGCAAAGGUGUGAAAGUCGAGCAUUUUGGAUCGCUUCAAAAUCGAAAUCAGUCUGUAAUGAACCUUUGCUGUACCUACCUUGCUUUUCUGAUAAUUAGGGACUGAUCUAUCCGCUGAAGGUUGGAUUUAGGGCCACAAAAAGAAAUUACGGUUUCUUGUAACAUUUAGAUAUUUUAUUUUAUAUGUCAGCAGUAAUAUUAGAUCGCUGGUAUAAUUAUUGCAGCACAAAAUACAUACACGACCCAUUCUAGAUUUUGAGGAUUUUCCAGGUUGGCUGGGCUACCCAUCCAAACCCAUCCCAUCUCUUAGGGCUAAUAGGGCCACCUAAGGAUGGGCAGCAUACCCCUGGCUUGCACUCAUUAUCUUGAAUGUACUAACAAACAGAGGAUGAAGAUAACAAAUGCAUACAUAAAACAUAGAUUCAUGACUAUAUUAGUUAGUUAACAUUUAUCCAUUAUAUAUAAAUUUGUAGGGAUUAAUUCAUUAUAUUUGUGCCUAGUUGCAGAAACAUGACUAU
Messenger RNA from Cryptomeria japonica (Japanese cedar), 1710 nucleotides. Its product is annotated as protein DMR6-LIKE OXYGENASE 1. The record is from RefSeq and is a predicted model, not a curated record. The transcript has 4 exons. Bases 186 to 1298 code for a protein of 370 amino acids. Lineage: Eukaryota; Viridiplantae; Streptophyta; Pinopsida; Cupressales; Cupressaceae.